Messenger RNA from Trachymyrmex septentrionalis, 2224 nucleotides. RefSeq lists its product as uncharacterized. Gene Ontology annotation, molecular function: oxidoreductase activity. The record is from RefSeq and is a predicted model, not a curated record. The transcript has 5 exons. Lineage: Eukaryota; Metazoa; Arthropoda; Insecta; Hymenoptera; Formicidae. Bases 1029 to 2093 code for a protein of 354 amino acids.
GCUAAGUCAGUUUUGUCGACCAUCUGCCACUGAUCAAUUUGAAACAGUGACGCGGGCUUUUCCGGUGACAAAUAGUAUAAUUUGCGCGAGCGUCGUUAGUGCAGUGAACGCAAGUGUAAAGAUGCAAUAGUUUUUUCUUUGAGGAAUUGAAAGUGACGAAAAUGUCAUGGAAUUAGGCAUAAUUCGCGAGUGCAUCCGGGCGACUGUUACAGCCGAAUCAGGAAGAUCUUUCGUUUCUCAAUGUGAAAGUGACGUGAUAUCACGCGUCGCUUUUACUUUACGCAUUCGAAAAUAGAUUUGGACACGCAUUAUAUAACGCAAAACAAAUAAUAUUGUAUUUGCACAUCGCACUAUAACGAGUGUGUUAAAAUAAAUGAUUAGAAAGACACACACUAUUGCAGUCUUAAUCAUCUUUUCCAUUUUACUUUUCCUCAUGCCACAGAACUUUUACAUGUAACUUUCAAGACUUCGAUAAACUGAACUUACGUAACAAGUGACUUUUAUCAUGUAAUUUAAAAUAUAUAAAUCGCGAUAGUUAAAAAUAUAAUUUUUGAAAUUAAAGAUAUUAGAGCGAUGAUUGUUCAGAGAGUUAAAAAAAGGAAAAGACGAGAAGGAGGAAACAGAAAAAGACGAAGAGGUGAUUAACGAAAAGAAAAUCCAAUAUCUCUCUUUUUGGAAUAAUGGAGAGUACAUUCCUGCAACGCUAUGGCUUGCUCAAGUAGAAAAGUAUCUUCUAGUCGCUAACGUUCUGGUUUGGAAGGGAAAAGGUAAGAUGUGGAAAGUCGUGGAAGGGGCUCCUUUCUCCAGAAGAUGUGCGAACAAAUUCCUGCAACAAAUCAGAAUACAGUCAGUGCGGUUGAAACUUUCGCAGUAUAUGCAUCUCACACGCAGAACCAUGCUAUAAAUAUCAUCUUGAUUAGUUUUGUUCGUCAGUGUUGUUAUUUCUUUCGAAUCAAAUUGCUUGCCUUUAUAGGUGGACAAUCGUUAUUUAUUUAUAAGUGUUCUGAUGUGAAUAUAAAAUAACCAAAAUGAUUAAUGAUUUUUCGGAUGAUAUUGCCCUGACAGAUAAAGUGGAGAAACGACUACGAAUUAUUCUCAACGAAGGUUCUAAAAGUAUAGUGGACUUCAACAAUAUGAAACCAGAAAUACCGUCCUUUUAUGACGAGAAGAAAUUUCGGUUGGGACAGCAAGCCUUUAAUAAUAAUAUAUUUUCCAUGAUGAUUGCAAAACUUUGCGGCCUUGUGUCCCUUCUAGCGAUUUCAACCAUAUUGGAUGUAGUUAUGUUUACCAAAAAAAGCGGUACUCCUUGUUUGGCGUAUCGCAGAUAUGCAGAGACGGUACUUCAUACAUGUCUAUGGCAUAAAAAGGAUCCCAACGGCAAACCAAAUGAAUUUUUAGAAUCUCUAAAAAUCGUACGUCGAAAACACUGUGUUGCGUUUAAAAGAAGCACUGAAGCUGGAGUUCAUAAGCCAACGCAAUUGGACAUGGCACUCGCCCAAUUUGGAUUUAUCGGAUACAUUAUGGUGUGCGAGAAAUAUGUAGGAAUAAGUGCCACUCGUGAAGAAAUGGAAGGUGUAGUGCAUCUCUGGAGGGUUAUUGGUAGUAUGCUUGGAAUAGACGACAAAUUCAAUAUCUGCGCGGGUACUGUUGAAGAAACUCGCGCUCUUUGCCAAAGAAUACUAGAAGAAGUUUUCGUUCCUUGCUUAGCAAAUAGAAAUAAGAACAAGCAUUUCGAUCAGAUGGGUAAUGUGAUGCUGCAGAGUCUCUGGCCUAUCAACUUUUUUAUUGAACCACUAGCGUUCAUUACCUUCACACUUCAUUUGGUUUCUUCGGCUGCGCGCAACAAUAAUUAUUCCUUCGAAAUAGAUAUGUCAUCUAUGCCGUUUUACAGCUGGUACCGGUUGAACACAUAUCACUUCGUGUUGAAAUAUUUAGUACGACCUGAUGCUUGGUGGUCUCCAUUCUUUCGUGCGAUUUUUAAUAGUUUAAUGCGUUUAGGAAUUUAUAGUAUCAACAAUUUUUCCAUUUUAGCGUACUGGAAAUUCGGGAAGGAGUACACAAAAGUCAAUAUAUUUAAUUAUCAUUUUGAUUGAGAAUUUAAUCGAAGAACAUAAGAUAUAUCAGAUUAAGAUAUUUCAAUAAAAGAGAAAUCUAAAGAUACAACACAAGGUCUAAAAUUGUGACGUCUUUAAAUUAUCUUUUAGACAUAAAAAACGUCUUAUUA